Molecule: messenger RNA, 2027 nt
Organism: Carassius auratus (goldfish)
Lineage: Eukaryota; Metazoa; Chordata; Actinopteri; Cypriniformes; Cyprinidae
Product: alpha-N-acetylgalactosaminidase-like
Exons: 9
Coding region: 142-1458 (438 amino acids)
Biological process (GO): oligosaccharide metabolic process; glycoside catabolic process
Cellular component (GO): cytoplasm
Molecular function (GO): alpha-galactosidase activity
Source: RefSeq, a predicted model, not a curated record
ACACACCUAUCCAUUGUCUCUCUCUCUUUCUCUCUCUCACACACACACACACACACACACACACACACUCACACAGAGCUGUGUUCAGAACCGAGCCGCUCACAUCUGAUACAGAAACCGAGGGAAGAUCCAACAUCCGAAAUGCAGCGCUCUGCAGUUAUUUUUGUCCUGGCGUUCUCCGCGGCCGCCUGGGCUCUGGAUAACGGGCUGAUGAGGACCCCGCCGAUGGGAUGGUUAGCCUGGGAACGUUUCCGCUGCGACACCGACUGUCUGAACGACCCCGACAACUGCAUCAGUGAGCAUCUGUUCAUGGAGAUGGCAGACAGACUGUCGGAGGACGGCUGGAGAGAGCUGGGAUACGUCUACAUCAACAUCGACGACUGCUGGUCCUCAAUGCAGAGAGACAGUCAGGGACGACUGCAGCCUGACCCCAAGAGGUUUCCGCGAGGCAUCGCUCAUCUGGCGCAGUACGUUCACGACCGCGGUCUGAAGCUGGGCAUCUACGGAGACAUGGGCACUCACACCUGCGGUGGAUAUCCAGGAACCACGCUGGACAAGAUCGAGACGGACGCACAGACCUUCGCUGACUGGGGCGUGGACAUGCUGAAGCUGGACGGAUGCUACUCCAACUCAUCCUACCAGGAACAAGGCUACCCGAUGAUGUCAAAGGCCCUGAACGCUACGGGCCGUCCCAUCGCCUACUCCUGCAGCUGGCCGGCCUAUCAGGGUGGCCUCCCGCCAAAAGUGAACUACACGCUGCUGGGUCAGAUCUGUAACCUGUGGAGGAACUAUGAUGAUAUCCAGGACUCAUGGGACAGUGUGAUGAGCAUCGUCGACUGGUUCUUUGAUAAUCAGGACGUCCUGCAGCCAGCAGCCGGACCGGGUCAGUGGAACGACCCCGACAUGCUGAUCAUUGGAGACUUCGGCCUCAGCAUGGACCAAUCACGUGCUCAGAUGGCUCUGUGGGCGAUCAUGGCCGCGCCCCUCUUCAUGUCUAACGAUCUGCGUACGAUCAGCAGCGACGCUCGCGCAAUCCUGCAGAAUAAAUUCGCCAUCGGCAUCAAUCAGGACCGCUUGGGCAUCCAGGGCAGACGCCUGAUCAAAGAGAAGAACGGGAUCGAGGUGUUCUGGCGGCCGUUGGCUAAAGGAUCCAGCGCUCUGGUGUUCCUCAGCAGGAGAUCUGAUAUGCCUUAUCCCUACAAGACGUCUCUGAAGGAGCUGAGCUACAAGACUGGAGUGUAUGAGGUGUAUGACGUGUUUUCGGAGAAGCUCUUGCCUCAGAUGAAGGACAGCACUGAGUUUGUUGUGUCCAUCAAUCCGUCCGGUGCGGUCAUGUGGUACGUCAAUCCUGUAGCCGAGUGGUGGAAGGAGGCGGAGCCUAGGCGGUUCAGCGAGAAGCUGAUUGGUCCAAAGUUCCAUCAGCAUCAUAAUGAGGUCGACGCCCCUCUAGUGCUUUAAGCUCCGCCCAUCAGGAACGAGCGACACACUCAGGAAUAUCACUUGAUUUCUUCUUUAAAUGUUUUCUUGUGUGAUUUUUUUUAAAGGUCUGUUUCUACCCAGUGACGUUUAAGUUUUGAAUGAAUUGCUGUUUUUGGAUGGAACCAAAUGUUUUUUCAAAUUUACGCUAAUUUGUGCACAUUCAAGUUUGAAGUCCUUUUAGUACGUAUUAAUCAAGAUGUUGAAAUUAUGAUGCUUUUGUUGAGGUGUAUGUACGUAUGAGAGUGUAAGAGCAUAAAAAUAGUCAGCGUUAUCAAUUUUGGUCCUGAACUAGGUUAGAAGCGCGUUAAAACAUAACAAUACAUUUCCAUAUUAAUAAGAUCAUUUACACUGUUCCAAAUGUCCCCAAGAAGUCUUUUAAAAUGAGUUUGUCAACAGUUUCUGAACAUACCUGAUGACAUCUAUUCUUGUAAAUGAGUUGCCUCUAUGAUGAUUUACUUAUUUUGUGUUAUUUUGUCAAUACACCUGAUUUCAUAACUUUGGCUGUCACUUUUAAUGCAAUAAAAUCAAAUAAAUUGUUGUUAAAGCCA